Messenger RNA from Aegilops tauschii subsp. strangulata, 1160 nucleotides. RefSeq lists its product as uncharacterized. Gene Ontology annotation, biological process: maturation of SSU-rRNA from tricistronic rRNA transcript (SSU-rRNA, 5.8S rRNA, LSU-rRNA). Lineage: Eukaryota; Viridiplantae; Streptophyta; Magnoliopsida; Poales; Poaceae. The record is from RefSeq and is a predicted model, not a curated record. Gene Ontology annotation, cellular component: nucleolus.
CGGUAGCCCAACUCACCACAACCACGCGUCCCUCGACCAGGUUCCUCAACCCCGCCGCCGCCGCCGCCCCUAAGCUCUCCUCGCACGUCCGGGUCCGGCAACGACGCUCAAGGCUCCCUAACCCCCGCUUUGUCCACCCCGAAUCCCUCCUGCUGCCUGCCCUGUCGCCGCUUCCCGUACUGCCGGCCGUCCUCGCCGAGAGCCGCUAACUUUGGCGCCACCACGAGCCGGGUAAGAAGAUGGUGAAGGGGAUGCCCAAAUCAAGACCUAUCAAAGCGGCGGCCGAGGUGGUCUUCGACCCGUCCGUCUCUGGCCCCCGGAAGCCGCGCCGCGCCGAGGCGCCCUCGUCGAGCAGCGAGUAUCACCACUUCAUGGGGUCGAAUCUUUCAAAUAUGUACCACAAGCCAGCUCCGGCGAAAUCUACCGACAUGUCUGAUGAUGAGCCUGACAUCGAUAUUGAGAAGUUAUUGAAAGAUGUUGAGCUUUUCGGUGCCACUACCUGGAAGGACAAGAACAAAAUACAGAACCGCAAAGUAGUUGAACUGGGUGGAAAGGCCAUUAAGAAGCAGCGUACACCGUUAUCUGUGGCAAUCCCAGCUAUGAAGAAUCAGCAGAAAAGGGAACAAAAGAAGAUUGAAGAGGAAAGACUGCUUGGGAUUUUUAGGAAACAAAACAAGAACAAGAAAUUUGAGAAGCUUAGACCAGAGGACCGAGUACUCAGAGCAACUGAAGGGCGCUUCAAGAACGGUAUACUCGAUGUGAAGCACCUCAUGGGAGGACCAAAACCAUCCUCGUCGUCAUCGUUCGGAGAUGCGCCGGAGCGGGAGAUGAGAAAGGGUAAGAAAGGGAAAGGAAAGGGAAAGGGGAAAGGAAAGGGGAAGGGAGGCCGAAGGAACAGACGUUGAUGGAGCACCUGCCUAUUGUGCUUUGUACCAAGAGAUACAUGCAGGAAGAAGAGGCAUCGAGCUGACACCUUGAACUGUUUUUGCAUCGAGAUAUCUUCCGUUAUAUACCUCCUCCGUCUCAAAAUAAGUGUCUUUGAUUUAGUACAACAUUUUGGGACUGAGGGAGUACCUGUAUCUUAAGUAAUCUUGCAGACGAAGUGACCAUCCUAUGUCAUAUUUUUACGAGCUUGUAUUUUAUUUUCUCCAGCUCCUUUA